AUGAGUAACAUUAAUAAUAAUUCCGGUCGAAGUGAAAUACUUAAUCCAUUAUAUGAAGUGUUAUUAUAUCAGAAGAAAGAUAUAAUAGCUAUUCAGAAAAAACUCUGUACAAAUAGUAAGGCAAAUCAAACAGCAGUGCAUCAAAGCAAUAAAGCGAAAACAUUUUUUGAUUUAUAUGAGUUAUUGUUAGAAUCGGUAGGAGAUUUAAUACCGAUAGAGAAAAAUCUUAACAUUGAUGACAAUUCCGUUUUAGUAGUGGAAUAUCGAAGCAAUAAAACUCGUAAAGCUUCUAUGGAUAUUUCAAUUAGGGAAAUAUAUAAUUUGCUUGCAGAAGAAGCUGAUGAAAAUGCAAGGGCAUAUUUUCAAAAGUUUGAGAAAUUUUAUAAUCCCCUAGAAGAUGAUCCAGGUGUGGUAUUAAAGAAAUAUGGCGAAAUGGAGGUAAAGAAAAUUAGGUUUAUUGGAGAGGGACUUCCACUAAUUCCAAAUCUUACUCCUCAACAAUUGCAUGAAGUUUUUAUAAAAAAUUCAGCUAGCACCAAUCAUUGCCCAUGUUUAGAACAAGUUAGCUAA
Cetraspora pellucida is the source of this 570-nucleotide messenger RNA. The record is from the annotation of a GenBank genome assembly. Lineage: Eukaryota; Fungi; Glomeromycota; Glomeromycetes; Diversisporales; Gigasporaceae.